Molecule: messenger RNA, 5685 nt
Organism: Rhopilema esculentum
Lineage: Eukaryota; Metazoa; Cnidaria; Scyphozoa; Rhizostomeae; Rhizostomatidae
Source: RefSeq, a predicted model, not a curated record
UGCCAUUUUCCUUCAGAGAUGAAUACAAGAAGCAAGAACAACCCAACUAUACUUUGGCGCCAACAAAAACUUAGCACCACUGCGCUUGCGCAACUAAUGUAUUUGACGGACUGGAAAAAACACUAUUUGAUUCAAGUCAUCAAAAGCGCGACGUCUAAAGCCAACUCGCGCUUUGGUCGUGUAGCACGGCUGAUCAUGACGAACUUGAGUCGCACCUAGCAUUUGUAUCGAGCUAAAUUGCAAAUUGGAUUUAUACGCCGUGCUAAUGAUGAAUCUAAUCAAUACUUAGAUUUUGAAGAGGCAAAGUAUUUCAUUCGGUGCGAGAUAAGCGCGACGUAUAAAUCAGCCCUAAGUUUACAGGGGAGCACUCCAGGGAGAGUAUAAGUUUUCUAGAUGUUAAGGUUAGUGUAAGUGAGGGGGAGUCCUAACGACAGACUUGUUUUGUAAACCUACUGAUACACAUCAGUAUUUACAUAAGAAGUCUUGCCACCCAUGGCAUACCAAGAAGGCAAUACCCUAUAGUCAGGCUUUAAGGUUACGUAGGAUUUGUUCGUACGAUCGCCAGUUACGGGAUAGGUUAAAGGAUUUGACUGGAUGGUUAAAGGUAAGGGGGUAUGAGGAAUCACUUAUAACAGAACAGAUAGAUAAGGCACGUAAGCAGGAUAGGGUAACAUUACUGGAUAAGGCUAAUUGGAAACAAGAUCACAAUGGGAGUGGGCUGGUUCCGUUGGUUACCAUUUACCAUCCAGCCUUGAAUAAUUUGGGCAAGGUGGCCGGGAGACUCAAUUCUAUGCUGACGAUAUCGGAAGAGCAUAGGAAGGUGUUUCCUCAGCCACCUUUGAUAUCAUUUAAACGAUGUAAGAACCUUAAAGAUUUACUAGUUAGGGCAAAACUUUAUAAUGAGGGGGCAGGUACCACGCAUAAUAGGGGUUGUACUCCAUGUGGCAAGUCUCGAUGUCAAGUGUGUAAUGUUAUGUGUGACAGUGAUACUUUAACUUCCCAUAUAACUGAUAAGGAAUAUAAGAUAAAUUUUUCGUUUAACUGUGAUUCAUCCAAUGUUGUGUAUCUUAUGGAAUGUAAAGUAUGUGGUGUACAGUAUGUGGGUAGCACUUGCACGCCGUUUAGGCUUAGGUUUAAUAACUACAAGGUGUGCAAUCGUAAGUUUAUCGGGGGCUCUUCAGGUAUACCUCAGGCUGAUUUUUUCCGGCAUUUUGCAGGGAAUGAACAUCAUGGGUUUCUCGAAGAUAUUAAAGUAACUAUUAUAGAUAGACUUAAUGGGAAUGGUAGGAUACGUGAAAGUUUCUGGCAGUAUAAGUUAGAAACUUUCGCGUCCCGGGGCCUUAAUAUUAGGUUAGUUGAACAUAGUUUUAUUUUUAUUUCCAAUCUCUUGGAUUAUUUUCUCCUUUUCACAGCUAUUUAUUAUUUCCACAUAAUAUUAUUUUCUAAUCUUCAUGGUAGGGACAGACAGCAUUCACCCUUUCUCGUUUUUGUGCAUUCCUGGGUAGUUAACCAUCUGCCUCCACACUUCUCUUUUGUUCUUUUAUCUAUUGUAUUUAUUCCGCUUUUCUCACCUUCAGCUGGGCCUAGAAAGUUUACUUGUGUCGUAUAAUUAGCUAUUAUUGUCCUUGCUUUUAAAAUGUGUUCUUUUGUCCUAUUGUUUUGUAUUCCUUAUUUUACGCUCCAAAUGUAAGUGAAGGUUAUUCUGAAGAAGCAUAUUGCGAAACGUUAAUCAAGUUGUUUUUUUACUGAUCAUCUAUAUAUAUAUAUAUAUAUAUAUAUAUUUAUAUCUCUCUAAUGCAAUAUAUGAUUCACUGAGAGAGAGGGUUGCUCACGCUUACGUUUAUAUAGGAAAAUUUCAAUAAAUUGUAUAGACAUUUUUUUAUAUAUGCAAGUAUACUUCUGAGUAUUACAGUAUUUGUAUAAAGUAUGCCCCCGUCCUUUAGACAGAAAUUUUCAGGGGAAGAAGAACAAUGUUAUGGACCUUGCACCAAGCGAACUCAGAUGUCUCUGGUGACUAAUAUUUACAAUGUGCACUGUUUUCUUUAUCAAUGAACAUAUUCGAGGGAUGCCACGUUCCUUGAUCACUGUGAUUUGUUGGGGGUUUCUAUGUCCUCUUGUGAUCACAUAGUUCCCAAUGAGUGUGGCAUUCCUCGAAAAGUGACAUAAUUCGCCAUUCUAGAUUCCCUGUGUUUCUACUGGGGACAUUUGAAUACAAGUGCUGUAUGCGUUUUUACAAUGGAUCUUGUUCAAGUAUAAAAUUGCGCUUUAUCAUACGCUUUAAACUCAUGCAUAUCUAACAAUACCAUUGAGAAAAUUUAACUUUUUCCGUGAAAAGAAUCUGUGUGCAAUUGUUUCUAAGUUGUCAAUAAAAAGGGUUGAAAUGCUCGAUUUUGUCUCGAAAAGAGAAAUACCAAAAUGUGCGAAUGGAUUGGUCAAAGGUCGAAGGGGCACACAGUAAGAAACGUGUUGUCAUACUCCGUGAAACGAAGGAUAAAACCUUUCGCUGUCCGGUAGAAUUUUGCGAGAAUCGUACAUUUUUCAGCAAAAGAGGUUACCGAAAACACAUAGACACCAAGCACAGAUGGUAUUAUUUUUUCGAUGAGAAGCCGAGUGAUAAAGUUAUUGAAAGGUCGGCUGAACAGAGUACCCAGAGAAGUCACAAACAUAUCGAAAGUGCCAGAAGAUGUGUAGAUACAACUAAAAGGCCACAUUUCUCAAUCUCUGAAGGGGUUGGAAAGCAGUAUGUUGAUUGGCUUUGUGCUGUUUGUGGCGGGGGACUGUCAGCAGCACAGGCAACACAAAAUGCUACUCGUGUAAUGAAAUUCUUGAAAUUUUGCAGCGAAGAUGAUGAAGACAAUCUCACAGAACAGCUUGUGGACUACAGCAUAGGAUCCGCAGGACUUAUAUGCAGUUUUAUCGAGCAUAUCGGAAAAGAAUGGGGCCUAGGCAGCUCAGCUCAAUUUGGGUAUUUACAAGCAAUCACAGAUUUGAUCGACUUUCGUAAAUCCAGUGGAUUAUCGACAACAGUGCUUGGCAAUUUGGCGGUUUCUGAAGUUUACAUAAACCGAGGAAAAAAAGCACUGGCUAAAAGGAAAAUCAGGGAAUGGUCAAAAAACCUGUCGAUCGAAGUCCUUUCUGGCUGUAAUCAGUGGGCGACAAUGGAAGAAAUGGAGAGAGUUAUACCGUACCAUCUUCCACGCUACAAAGAUGUGUUGACGAAUUGUAAAGGCUAUCCUUUGACUGCCAUUACACCUGCGGACCUUACAUUUGCCACUCGAUUAGUAGCUGUGUAUAUGUUUACAAGAGUGAAAGGAUCACGCACAAUGACGUAUCAAUUUCUAACAGUAUCAAUGUUUGAAAAGUUGAGGGAGAAUAAUGGGUUUGUGGACCAGACUGAGUUUAAAACUGCACAACAGUACACCUUUGAUUCAUUGAUACUUGAUGAGACAAGCACACGACUCCUUGACGACUAUAUUUGUCAUGUUAGGCCUCUGUUGAACCCUCAGUGCGAAUAUGUACUGGUCACAAGAAAUGGAACACAGUUUAAACAGUUAAGUAACCUGAUGUCAGAACUCGUUUUUCAGGCAAUCAGGAAAUACGUUCAUCCGACCAGAUUUCGUCAGAUUGUUGAGACGGAGAGCUCGCGUAAACUUUCUGCCGAAGAGCAAGAAGUCGUGAGCGGAGACCAAAAACACAGUUCUCAACUAUCAAAAGUAUCAAAAGCGCAAUUCACGCGAAAUUGCAGUAAAUGCCAAAUCGGCGAUGAAAAAGUUGCAGAACAAAGAAGUUGAUAGAAGUUUAAAAAGAAUCAUUCUAGACAACAAAAAUUCGUCUGAUCAAGACUGCUGCUUGGAAGAAACCGAACAGCACCAGCCAAUAACGCCAGGAAGAAAUGGGAAAGAAACAAUUUGCGUUAAUCUCGACAAAGCGGGUAACGAAUCGUGUAGAGCUUACUCGCCCCCAGAUUGCAAUGCUGACAAGUUGAAAGCAAAGCCAGUCGUCAGUAGAAGGGUGCCAUUUACUCCAGAGGAGGACUUUUUUUCUAAAAAAAAGUUUGAAAGUUUAUGGAUUUGGAAAGUGGACGGCUAUGCUUAAGGAUCCUAGAUUUAAAUUCAAUAGCAAACAGACCUCUGAUUCUCUAAAAAAAAGAGCAGAACUGCUUGCUAAAAAGUCACUUAAAUAAUGACCUUGUCAGUAUUGUAAUAACCUUUCUGUAUUCUUGUGUUAAAGAUUGGUUGGAAAUAAAGAAAAAAAUUGGUUGGAAAUAAUUUUCUUCUUAAUUGAAUUAUUGUUGUUAUAUUUAAUUAAAUUAUUGUUAUAUAUGUUAUAUUUUUCUUAUAUCUAACUUAACUAAAUUGUUAUAUUUAAUUAUCAAAAAGUAUCUGUUUUACACCAAAAUGAGAUUGACCUCGUUUAAUUUCGUCAAAAGACACUUAAGUUUUCUCGCAAAGGCUGAGCAACUAGGAGCACCGAUAAUUUACAAUGAGUUGCAGGGAGUAGGAGUGAGCCAAAUAAUUCAUCCCUUUAUUAAGAUUUGAUGUCAUCGAAGAAAACUUUUCAACUCAACAACAUUUUUUUUAAAUAUAUAAAACUACAAGUUUAUGAUGAACUACAAGAUAUAAAAAUUAAUAUAACUCAAAAGGCAUUUGAAAACAAAGGUUUAUUCUUCUUCGUCGCUUGAUAACUUCAGAUGUUUUCUUCACCUUUGAACAAUCAUAGUUCGUGGACGCUUUUUUGGCGUUUUUUGCGUUUUAAAGAAGCUCUCGUCGUCACUGGCAGUCUUGUCAUUAUUUGAAUCAAUCGAUUCGUUGAUCGGCGUGGGAAGCUGACUGAUACCACAGUACGUUUCCCUCAAGAGUUCUUUCCAUCGAGGAAAUGUUUCCGAAAACAAUUUGAUAUCAAAUUCUGGUCUUGGCGUUCCUUCGAUGAGAAGCCAGGCAUCAUACAUGGAAUCGGGCUUUUUCCAGGAAAGUAGUCGUCUUCUUUGGAAUCUUUCCAAGCCUUCAUCCGUUGCAUCCAAUAAAUCCCAGUUUGGUUUAGAAGUGAUCAAAAGAAACACAGCUUUGUGGUAUGAAAAUACAUUGAUGGGCCCAAAAGUGACGAAACAGCGACUUUCCUCCCUCACCCAGUUCGGAUUCUCGUCUUCGUCGUCCAAGAUGAUCUGGUCAAUAAUUUUCAGUUGGCACUGCUCCUUGAGGGUGCUCAGCUGUUGCUUCAUCGUUUGCAAUUAUAAUGCUCUGCGAGAAUUGAACUUUUUCUAUUUCUUCAAUGUUAAUCAUCCUGGAUGAUUGCCCUUCAUUGAAAUCGUUAAAAAUGGCACCCUCAUCAUGGUGUUGCUGCUCCGCUCUUUCAAUUUCCUCGACUUCCCACAAUGGGGUGUCGCGUAAUUCAUUGGCGCACCAAUGGAAGCAUUGCAUGCAGUUUUUCCUCAGGUAGUUUGUUGCGUGAGGAUUUCUUUCCUUCAAAGAUCUUGUUUUGAAUACAGCCAACCGUGUCUGAAUAGCAGCGUCAUCGAUUUCUGUAAACGAAGGUAUUGAGUUGCAUGUAAUGUAAACCCCAAAGCAGUAAACGACAUGCUUAGCUUCUUUGUGCUUCUGUGGUAGAGCAAUAUAUCCUCCUUGCAGGAUCCUUUUCGCGUCGUCUGCACUCAGCGCAUCUGGUGGCCAUUCAUCGACAAUCAAGCAC